This is a messenger RNA of Tremella mesenterica DSM 1558, 520 nucleotides long. RefSeq lists its product as uncharacterized. The coding region runs from base 1 to 501 and encodes 166 amino acids. Gene Ontology annotation, biological process: protein peptidyl-prolyl isomerization; protein folding. The record is from RefSeq and is a predicted model, not a curated record. Gene Ontology annotation, cellular component: catalytic step 2 spliceosome. The transcript has 4 exons. Lineage: Eukaryota; Fungi; Basidiomycota; Tremellomycetes; Tremellales; Tremellaceae. Gene Ontology annotation, molecular function: peptidyl-prolyl cis-trans isomerase activity.
AUGGAUCAAUAUGUCACUUUGGAGACUUCUGUAGGAUCUCUGACAUUGGAAUUAUAUACCAACCAUGCACCAAAGACAUGUCAAAACUUUGCGACUUUAGCCAAGAGGGGUUAUUAUAACGGUGUGAUAUUUCAUCGUAUAAUACCUGGAUUCAUGAUACAAGGUGGUGAUCCUACCGGUACGGGUAGAGGUGGAACUUCGAUAUUUGGGAAUAAGUUUGAAGAUGAGAUUUCACCGGAUUUGAGGUUUGUAGGAGCUGGGAUAUUAGCCAUGGCUAAUUCUGGUCCGAAUACUAAUGGUUCUCAAUUCUUCAUUACCCUCGCUCCUACUCCUUUUCUCGAUGGGAAACAUACCAUCUUCGGUCGUGUAAGUUCAGGGAUGAAAACCGUUCAAAGAUUAGAAGCGGUACGUACGGAUAAAGAUGAUAGACCGUUGGAAGAUAUUAAAAUACAUAAAGCUAGAAUAGGACAAGAUCAAUCACAAGCUUUAGCAUUAUCAUGAUAUGUAUCUUUCGUACUUG